AACAUUUCUACAAACUUAUUUUUAAAUUAAUUAUCUAUUCUGGAGGAGGUUUCCACGGUUGCCAAGCAACCAAACCACGCUUCCGCGUGCUCCGGACGGCUGCUCCGUGGACUACAUUAUUAAUGGAGCCACAGACAUGAAACCUGUCUGACAAACCAUAUGUCAAGCAGGGAAGAAGGAGAAUACAACACUUAGUUUAGUGAUAACUCCAAUAGCUCAUCGUCGGAUCAGUAUGCUGGAGGAGACGAUCACAAAUAUCCCUUUAACACAGAUGAAGGGCCCGUGAGACCGUGCGCAUGGAAGGAGAUUCAGAAGAAUCAGAUGAGGAUGUUCAAGAAGAGCCCACAGUUUUAUGGGAGAGGUGUUUUCAGCAGAGCAUCUUCGUAGACCUCAGUGAGGAUGAAAGCAUCCACCUCAGUGAUCUAGACAAUUCUUUGGCUUUGCAUCUGUCUCAAGUAGAGUCUGUACCCUCUGAGCACAGCAUCCAUCUCAGUGGAAGUGCAGAGCUGUCUGCGUUGGACGACUCCCCAUCUGAGAGCAGUCAGUCCAGCAGUAACUGUGAGAAUGUGACUGAAGGAAAAACAGGGAGCAGUAAGUUACAAAUGUCACCUCAGAGACCAAACACUUUACAUAAUGAGUUACCCAGAAAACCUGAGUGUGGAGAAUCAGGAGAAAAUACCAGUGAUGAGGAUCAGGAGGAUUUACCCUACGAUGGUGAUGAUGGAAGCCCGUACUUCAACCAGACAACCAGCUCAGAGGAAAACUCUGACGGAGGGCACACCAUUCAUGGGAGUCCUGAUCCUCCAUCAAUCCACAAAGAGACCAAUGCUGAUGAAGAAGAAUCCUCUCCAGCUGCUAAAGUGGCCGAGCAUUGUUCAGAUCUGACGAACAUCAAUCAUUUGCUGCUCCAGCAUUUCUCCCAGGAGGAGUUGCUGCGAUCCGGACGUCUGAUUGAAGCAGAGACGCUGCCUGAAGUGUCUCUGCUGGAGAGCGUGGUCGACACCGUUCUCAGCUUCUCUACACACAAUGACGCCGCGGGUUUGAGUAAGCAAACAGAAAGUUCUGAGGAAAGAAGUGAUUCCAAAUCAAACAAUGAAAGCUCAGAGGGGAAGACAGAAAAGGAAAUUGAUCAUCCAACAUCUAAUGCUUCUGACAGAGAAGCGCCCACCACUGACAGCUCAAACCCGAGCAUUCAGAACGUGAAUGCAGAUCAGUUGGAGCUUGAUGACAACAAAGAGGAAAAGCAGAGAGUUCCUCUGAUGCGGACCAGAUCUCUUGGGGAGAUUAAAUACGGUCAAGGCAAAGUUCACUAUCGUCUUCCCGACUUUUCCAAAGUUGCUCCUAAGGUAAAAAUCCCUAAAGCUCCAAGUGGAGCCGUGAAGUCCGUCCCUCCCUGCUCUGUGCACAGAGCCCAGUCUUCCCCUGACAUCUUAGACGUGAUCAGCAGAGUCCUGGAGGACUUUGUCCAACCUUCAGAGACGGCCUACGUCUUCAGACACACUCCACCAGCACCGAUGCCUCCACUGGAGGAUGACAAGUUAAUAACCAAGUACACAACAGGAGAGAAUCAGAAAGACACACUCAGACAAGAAACCAAAAUCCAGCUGUUAAUGGAACAUGAGCAACACUUAGUCUAUCCAGGAAGUAAUGAUGAGGACAAAGAGGAAGAAGUUACAUGUGUUGAAAAAAGUCUUUUUCACUGCUUCACUCCCCAUCUUCCACUAACAGAAAGCCUUUGUGAACAAACAGGAGAAAAACCAGACCAUGAAAGUAUGAAGGAGGAGGACUCGUUUUUGUCAAAUCAUUUAGAAGAUGUUCAGAGUGACGGCGAGAGAAUGACAGCCGAGCUGAGAGACAUCAUCAGUCAGUUUAUGCAGAAGACGGAGGAGUUUAAAUCUAAUGUUACCAACAUGACUGUGAGCACAGAUGAACAGCAAAUGAUUUUGAGGAGCAUGAUGGAGGCUCAGGACCACCUGGAACGCAAAUACAUCAGUAAGAAGGAGGAGCACAGAGCUCUGGAGAUGCAGAACUACAUGGGUCUGUCCAGGAACACGGGCACCUUUGACCCAGACAGGCAGCUGGAGGGAGACAUCUUCAGGAUCGGGAUGAACCUGGAGGACAUCAAGGAAAUGAUUGACAAGAACGUGUACGAGCAGAUGUCUGUACCCCACCCAUCCUCCACCCCCACGAUGAAGACUGCUCCAUUUAGCACCCCCUCACCCCCUCCACCCCUGCAUCAGGAGGUGGGGGAAGGUUUUCAAACAAUGAACUGUGAGACAGACUCUCAGGUGGAACAAGAAGAAGAAGAAGAAGAGCUGAAGGAGAUGAAGAACUUUAGUGAGGUCCAUUCGAACGAAUGGAUCCAAAGCAGUGAGGUCAUUGAUGACGAUAUUGGACUCAGCAGCUACAGUUCACGGGACAUAGUGGAGGAACCAGACGUCCAGAGAGACAGCGAGGAGCACAGGGCCUCCGUUUUUCAGGAGGUGAUAGAUGACAGUGACGUCCUUACAUGCCUGAGCGGACAUACUUCCGAGUCAGGAGGGAGGCGGUCGGCAGCCAACAGUGAUCUGAGCCCCGUCGGGGAUCAGGGUGACAGUCUGGCAGUGGAGGUCUCCUUUUCCUCUGAAGCUCCUGCAGACUCGGACAGCCAUGGCCUCUCAGAACCCUCACCACCCAUCUCAUGUGUGUCACAGACGCAGAGGAUCAUAAGCCCAGAGACAGACAGUGGAUUUGGCAGUUCCUACUUGACUCAGUCGGCUUCUGGUGAAUUAAAUCUGCUUACGGGGAGCGAGGUUACGAGUGGCUCAGACAGUGAAGGUUCCAACCCUCCGACAGCCAUCCACUAUCGGAUAAAUGGUCGGUGGUCCAGCCCCCACGCAUGCGUCCAAACACAGCACUGUGGAGUAGAGGAGCUGUGGUUGGAGAGCAAGGAACCUCCACUCAGAAUGCAAGGAAGAGAGCUGCUGGUCCACCACAGAUCUGAUCCUACACCCCGAACCGCCAUGGAUCCUGGAGACCGGGGCAGCCCACUGCCCUCCUGCUCUUGCAACAGUGACGCGAUCCUGGCCCUGCAGUCAGAGGUUUCACAGCUGAAGAAGGACCUCGAGGAGGGUUUGGUCCAGCUGCCUCACCUAGCCAAGAAGAUGGACUAUCUCACCUCAAAGUACGGGCGAGAACGUCAGGAGCGCAGAAGUAAACUCAAGCCCCACCAAGCAGCAGCGUCAAGCAGGGUCAGAACCAGCAGGAGAACUUUGAGUGAACUCAGCAGCAGUCAGCUGAGGACAGAGGACUGGAUCUCUUCGGACAUGGACUCCAGUGAAAGCACAGGUUCUGUCCGCACAAACUCCUCUGAUGUUCUGCACCAUUCACCAGAGGGGAGCAGAAGAGCCGAGAGACAGGUUCACUCCUUGUCAGAGUUUCAAGAUAAGCUUCAUCUCACUAAGCACUCCAGAAGAGGAAGGAGAGUGGAAAACUUAAAUCUUCAGGGAGAAGAUUCAUUGUUUGAUCAGCAAAGGCCUAAAGCAGCCACCAGGAGUUUAGACUCCAAAGAGAGAUGGUCUCUUCUUUCAGCUUCCACUCUCAGGAAGCCUCUCCUCCAGGUUCAUUGCGGCUCAACCAGCAGCCUGCCAGCCAGCUAUAAAGUGCGGGAGCCACAGAUCCAGUCUGUGGCAGUUCAUAGAAAGCGCUCUACCCAGUCCGACACUGCACUCCUGCCCACUAACGUGUUCUUCCAGCGGACAUCAUCUCCAGUGACCUCCAGAGGAAGCUCUAAGACGAGCAGAUGCAGAGGACAAAAGGAGGUGGACAUGAACAAGACCCUGGAUCAGGCUAUCGAGGUGGCCCGCAGCAUGAAGAGGACUGCAGACCGGAUGGCUCAACGCCUGUCUGCUGACCUGAUCAAGGCUCAGCAGCACAGGAAGCUUCACAACAUGCAGCCACUAGGGGGCAGGACUCACCUUGGUUUCUGACAUGUUUAAUCUGCUUUUACCAUGAAAAAAAACAUUUUGUACAAAUUUCAUGUGAAACAUUUACCUUAUGUGCUUUUGUGUUAAACUGUCUAUUACUCACAUUUAUAAUAUAUACAAAAGGUAGAAAAGAUCAGCAUCUUGCUUUUUUUUACUUUAAUACCUGAAUGUAGUGUAAUUUAUUUUAAAUAGUUAUUAAUCUUUAAGUAAUCCAAACAUUUAUUGUUGUCUCUUGUAAUAUUUAAAUCUAUUUAAAAGUAAUUUAUUGGUUGUUUUUUUCUAACCAGAUACUAAAUAAAAUAAAUAAAUGUUUUGUACUGACAUCUGAAAUGAGUUUUUGGAGUGUCAACAGAUCAUAUUCUGCUGCCUCACAAACAAAGCAAAUUUUCAGUAGUAGUAUUUUUUAAAAAAAGAUAAGGGAUAUACAGUACUUAAUUAAUGCUUAUUUAUGCAUUAAUUGACAUUAAUAUAGGGACUCUCAUUAUAAAAUGUAACCAGAUAUAUUUUGAUGUUAGGUACAAACCUUUAUGUACCUUUUUGUUCCACCUUCAUAUAUUCUAAGUCCCACCAACAUACAUUGUGUUCCAGAAUGUCUUUAGCAUGAGUGAGCUCUGGUUUUUGUCUCUUUUUGCUCAUUAAACUGCUUCUGCUCAUCCCUGCUGAGAUAUAGA
Messenger RNA from Oryzias melastigma (Indian medaka), 4636 nucleotides. RefSeq lists its product as uncharacterized. Lineage: Eukaryota; Metazoa; Chordata; Actinopteri; Beloniformes; Adrianichthyidae. The record is from RefSeq and is a predicted model, not a curated record. The transcript is spliced from 22 exons. The coding region runs from base 297 to 3968 and encodes 1223 amino acids.